AGAAGAGAGAGAUAGAGAGAAAGAAAGAGAGGAGAAGGUGACUCCAAAUCCAAAGAGAAACUCGAAACACCUUUUUCUCUGUUCCCCCCCACUCUCACCCUGCCUUUUCCCUUUUUAUCUUAUCCUGUGAUUUCCUCUUCUUCUUCCUCCACCACACUUUCCUCUCUGGAAGCCAUGAGUGACGUCGGAGAACAGACGUGUCCGAUAUGCGCCGAGGAGAUGGAUUUGACCGAUCAGCAGCUCAAGCCCUGCGAAUGUGGCUAUGAGGUCUGUCUGUGGUGCUGGAAUCACAUUAUGGAAAUGGCGGAGAAGGAUGGAAGGGAAGGUCGGUGUCCGCUGUGCAGAACAACUUACGACAAAGAGAAGAUCAUGAGGGUGGCAGCAAACUGUAAAGCAGUGUUGGUGACUGAAGUUAAUCAGAAGCGGAAACAGAAAAAGCCCCCCAAGGGACCUGAAGCAAAGAAGCAUCUCACUGAUGUUAGAGUUCUACAGCGGAAUCUAGCAUACAUAAUUGGAUUACCUCUUAACCUUGCAAAAGAAGAGCUUCUUAAGCGCAGGGACUAUUUUGGCCAGUAUGGAAAGGUGUUGAAGGUCUCUAUUUCUCGUACAUCGACUGGGGAUAUUCAACAUGCUACGAACAACAGUUGUUGUGUGUAUAUAACGUACUCAAGUGAAUAUGAGGCAGCUCGAUGUAUUCAAUCGGUGCACAGUUUUGUAUUAGAUGGUAAUUCUUUGAGAGCAUGUUUUGGAACCACAAAGUAUUGCCAUGCUUGGUUGAAAAAUGUGCCUUGUAGCAAUGCAGAUUGUAUGUAUCUCCAUGAUUUUGGCUCUCAGGAAGAUAGUUUUUCCAAAGAUGAACUAGUUUCGGCCUUUGAAAGGAGUAAGGAUUUACAGAUUAUCGGUGUUACAAAUAAUCUGCAUCAGCGUCCAGGGAAAGGGUUACCUACGCCAGUGGAUGAGAAUAGCAAAUCAAAAAUAUCAUCUGCAGCUAAACCACUUGUCAAACAUCCUUUAAAUAUCACUAGGGAUGAGUUUAAGGGAUCUUGUGCAGAUGAAGACUCUAGAAGAGCUACUCCUGCAAGAACUUCUUGGGUCAUGCAGGUUGCCCCUAGUUUACCCCUGGGAACAAGUGCUCAAAUGCCUUCCUAUCAAAAGCCUGAGACCUCUAGUGACGUUCAUGCUCUUUCAUCAGGAGUUGUAAGCACUGAAAGUUCUAACCUCAGAGUAAGAUCUAUUACAUCUGAAGAAAGCUGUGAAGUGCAUUUUAAUAGUUUGGAUCAUCUGGUACUGACCAAACAGAAUAGUGAAGAAACUGGUCAAGUAGCCGUAUCAAAUAAACCUGCAGGAGCCUUUGUAGAUAGCACUCUUAUAGGUAUAACUUCUGGACAUUGUCUAUCACCAGAUAAAGGUGUUGAUCGAGAUAUUAAAUCCACAGACUUUAUAAGCAGCAGAAACUUAAAUUGUCUAUCACCAAACUUAUCCAAAAGUUUAUGUGAUAACAAAGGAAGUAGCUUUGCUACAUUUGAUCCUUCCUGUGUGUUACCAAAGAUGGGAUUAGCGAAGUACUUGGAAGGGUCUGAAAACAAUAGAGCCAGUAUUGACUGCAAUCUUUCUUCAGAUUUAGGGGAGAGUGGCAUAAUCUCAAAUAUUUUGACGAUGAAUUUGGAUGCACCUGAAGGUUCUUUAACUGAGCUUCAUAAUCUGGUUAAUUUGUUGGGUGAAACUGAUAAAGAAAGCAGUGUUCUCAGAGUACCAAGUUCAAGAAAAAUGCAUGAGAAAAAGCAGUCCAGGUUCUCAUUUGCCCAGCAAGAGGAUUCUUGUGAUAAUAUAUGGCAUCCGCCCAAAGACUACUCUUCUUUAUCUGAUUUAAAUAAGGAUUCUUUCAUACAUGUGGAGUCUUCAAAUCUUCUCAGGAGCCGUUCUUUUUUGUCUCCUAAAGCUUCAGCUACAGAAGUACCUACUUCGAUCCCACCAGGAUUUUCAGUACCAAGAAGGGCAUCACCUCCAGGUUUUUCUUCUCAUGGGAGGUCUAGGAGGGUGGACCAGGCUUUUGACAGUUCUGUGAAUCAUUUGCUGCAACCAGCUGCUAUGCCCACUGGUUACUCUGGCAUCACUCCCGAUGCUGAGCUCUUUGAGCCAUCAAUUUUUGAUAUUGGUAAUGGAAUAUUGGAGAGAGGGAGAGCAACUUUAUCACAGUAUAAUUCUUCUCAGCCAGAUGCAAGGCUCCAUAUGAUGAGACAGCAGUCAACUCUUACACAGCAAAACUUAGGGUUUCAUGACCACUUCAGGAAUACAUACUCUUCCUUGCAUGAUGCACGACUACUUUCUCCACAGCAUCCCAAUCAAUUUCAACCCAAUCCAUCUACAUUCGCUCAGUCCACCCCUCAACAGAUCAGUGAUGUGCAUGUAUCAAAUAGCCAUUGGGUUCAAUGGAAUGGGGUCAAGAGUGCAAGCGAUCUAGGAAUUUCAGAAUUGCUGAGAAAUGAGAGACUGGGAUUUAACAAAUUCAUUCCUUGUUAUGAAGAUACAAAGACUCGAUCAAGUUACUUCAGCGAUCUAAACAGCAAAGGGUUUGAAAUUUGAGUUUCUCUGAGCCUAGAGUUUAUCUUUCGUACUUGACUUGGGUCCAAUGUGAUUGAGUGGAUGCUUCAAUUGAUGUAAACUUUCCCUUUGGGAGGGAUGUAUCCUUGGUUGAUUUGUGUCACCUGGUAAGAAUUAUGUUCUCACCUUCUUAUUUGGAAAUUUGAUUUUUCCGGAAAAGAAAAGGUAAUGGGAUCUUAGGUACUGCACUUUGAGCGGGAAGGAAUGAUAUGCAUUCACUGGCUAGUGAGAAGCCCAAAGCAUUGGCAUUUCCUUUCUUUGUGGUAAGUUUGAAUGCUGUGACUGUGACUCCAUGUAGUGGAGGCGUUUAUUACCAAUAGAGGCCUAUUUGCACACUUUCUUGAGUUGCAAAAUAUGAAGGAUAUAAAUAUGCUAUGAUGGGUACGAGGGAACACGGAUGUGCUGAUACCAUAAUUCGCGUAAAAGCAAGGUAGUGCUGCCGGUACUAGUAUUGGCAAAUAUACUUCGGUCUUGUUUGGUGAACUUAAUGGAUGAGUCUAAUGUUACCUAAUGUCACCUAGUCAAAGUUUGAGAACUACUUACCUGGGGGAAUAUGUAAUGAUUAAAUAGAUGUUAAAUAAGUCGCGAUGUUCUGACUGAUUCUUAUUUUGUUGUCCCUCGAGCAUCAAAUAUAUGAAGAAAUUUGUGGAACAGGACCUGAGAUAUACAGAUGGGAACCCAGAAGUAGGACUGAAGCAUGCAAAAAGAAAGAAGAUUCAAUUGGCUGCUUCUGGGGUUUUGCUAUUUA
Molecule: messenger RNA, 3349 nt
Organism: Rosa rugosa (rugosa rose)
Lineage: Eukaryota; Viridiplantae; Streptophyta; Magnoliopsida; Rosales; Rosaceae
Product: putative general negative regulator of transcription C16C9.04c
Exons: 14
Coding region: 175-2583 (802 amino acids)
Biological process (GO): protein ubiquitination
Cellular component (GO): CCR4-NOT complex
Molecular function (GO): ubiquitin-protein transferase activity; RNA binding
Source: RefSeq, a predicted model, not a curated record